CUCACAUUUUUCAAACACGGCGAAGGCGCGACCGCGGUUUCAGGCAGACAAUGAAGGAGUUGUGGAGGAAUAUAAAGCACGCAUGGACGAAUUACUAAGCAGGAUACGAUCAUGUGAUAGUGAUAUACAACGCCUCAGAGACAAGCUGGCCAGCAUUAUAGCCAGUGAGAAAUCCUCGACGCAAAGCUUACGGGAUGCUAAUGCAUCGUUGGUUAAGACUCAGCGCACCAUCAAUAUGUACCAGUCGCAAAGAGACGAGUUAGCCGAAGACGCGGACAACGAUCAGUACGACGAAACCAUCAAGGCGUACGAAGCGAAAAUCGCCGAGCUCGAUGAACAGUUGCAUGCGCUUGAGGCCAGCAAAGAAGACCUCGACGUGAAGAUCAAAGAGAAGCAGAGCAGUAAUGCUGACUAUCUCGAAGAACUGACGGGCAUGAAGAAGGACGAGGAGAAGCGCAACCAGGCCGUGGAGGAGAACAAACAACAGCUCACCAACAUUGCCGAGAAAUUACAGGCCAACAUGACAGAGAUACAACGCUGUACACAGCAGAUUGUGAAG
Molecule: messenger RNA, 559 nt
Organism: Sphaeroforma arctica JP610
Lineage: Eukaryota; Ichthyosporea; Ichthyophonida
Exons: 4
Source: RefSeq, a predicted model, not a curated record